Sitodiplosis mosellana (orange wheat blossom midge) is the source of this 1737-nucleotide messenger RNA. Its product is annotated as phospholipase B1, membrane-associated-like. Lineage: Eukaryota; Metazoa; Arthropoda; Insecta; Diptera; Cecidomyiidae. The coding region runs from base 185 to 1519 and encodes 444 amino acids. The transcript is spliced from 8 exons. Gene Ontology annotation, molecular function: glycerophospholipase activity. The record is from RefSeq and is a predicted model, not a curated record. Gene Ontology annotation, biological process: phospholipid metabolic process.
GUCUCGUCGAUAUGUAUAAUAAUCGAUGUUAUUCACUCGGUAACAAUGGAAUUACAUAUGCGUACUCGCUUAAAAAAUGGGUGUUGCAGUUCCUUUCUUCUUUAUGAUUUGAAGCAUUGAAUUUAACUAGUCGAUGCCGGACUGAUAUCGCGAUAGUGGCAAUUUUAAAGUUGGACAUUAAACUAUGGACAAAAGUCGGUUAGUUUUAUUUAUUUGUAUUUCGUAUUUAAUUUCGAAUAAUGUGUGCUCUAGUCAACGAACUGGAUCAAAUCGAAUUAAUCGAAUACGCGGCAGCGUUAUCACAAAUUUAACUCGUACGCAUUCAUAUGAUGAUGAUAUAGUGACCAGCCAUUUGGAUGCGUCCGUUCGAAUUCGACAAUUUUAUCGCAUGAUUCGAGAUGUGUAUAAUAAUGUGUUAGGUGGAACUGGCCAACGACAAACUGGGAAAUUCCUUCAAAAUCGCAUACCAAACAACAUUCCGUUUCCAUGCAAAACAAGCGGAUUUCGAAGCAGAACUGUACCAGAAAGUGUACAUGAACUGAGACCAGGUGAUAUUGAUAUUGUGGCUGCUGUUGGCGAUUCAUUGACCAGUGCUACAGCAGCAAAUUCAGCCGCUUUGUGGGAAGUGCUUGUGGAAAAUCGCGGUUUAUCGUGGUGCAUUGGAGGUCAAGGAACAUUCCGUACGCAUCUGACGCUGCCAAACAUUCUAAAGGAGUUCAAUCCGCGUUUGUUUGGAUAUUCGCUACAAGACUCAUACAAUGUGCACCGUUCGGCUCAAUUCAAUGUUGCUGAGAAUAUUGCAACCACAAGUGAUAUGCCGUACAAUGCGGAAAAGUUGUUGCAUCGCAUGAAAUUAGAUCGACGUGUAAACAUGACGAGUCAUUGGAAACUUUUAACAUUUAUGAUUGGUGGUAAUGAUUUUUGUUCAGAUGUUUGCUAUCAAACAAACGCUACGCAAUGGAUAAAUCGGAGUCAAGAAAAAUACUUGAUAAAAACGUUGCGCUAUCUUCGUGACAAUAUGCCAAGAACGUUUGUGAAUCUGGUGCCAUCACCGCUGGUGAGUUUAUCUUUUUCGAUGGAUCGUGUUCAAGUUCCAUGGCAGUGUCAUCUGAGCCGACCAAUCGAAUGCUCCUGCCUCUUUGGACCAGCAUACUCAAAGGCACGCAAUUUAUAUCGUCGGCUGGAACGAAAUUUUGUGAAAAUCAUGGAACGAGUGAGCUAUCGAGAUGAAUUUCAUACAAAGGACUUUACAGUUGUUUAUCAGCCAUUUUUCAAGGAUGCCUCAGUAUUUUUGGAUCAUGUUAAGAAGCCAGAUAUGACAAUAAUGUCGGUGGAUUGCAUUCAUUUAAGUCAGAAGGGACAUGCUGUCUCUGCUGCAGGUCUUUGGAAUAACAUGCUUCAGCCAACGGGCUUGAAAACAAUAGGUCUUAAGCCGUUAUUCAAGGAGUUUUUGUGUCCGACUGAAGAAAAUCCAUAUUUAAGAACCUAUUUCAAUAGCCAACCAUUUUCACCGAGAUAAAUUCGAUUUGUUAUUGUUGUUUUCAAUCUUUUAUUUUCGUCGAUUUUGAAUAAUUUUAUAUACAAAAUGUGAUUGACUUUAAUUACCUAGAAUGCAACGGAGACACAGCAAUUUUUUUUUUUGGUUGUGCCCACACAAUAUUGGUCGUUUAACUUAUUAUUUUUAAAACAAAGGUUUUCGAUGAAACAAAAUAAAUAAAGAAUUUUCUUGUUAAUUUA